Messenger RNA from Doryrhamphus excisus (bluestripe pipefish), 1686 nucleotides. NCBI's taxonomy places the organism in Eukaryota, Metazoa, Chordata, Actinopteri, Syngnathiformes, Syngnathidae. The record is from RefSeq and is a predicted model, not a curated record.
GCUAGCUUAAUUGGACUUCCAGCUGCUCCAGUGUUUGCUAGCCUUAGCGAUUUAGCAUCGAACUACCAUAAUUCUGCACAUUAGUUCUGAAAGUCAUCAAAUCUUACCUUUAUGUAUCCCCACAUAAUAUCAACAUUCGGGUGCAAGUGUGAGGUCAAGGAAAAAGAGGGGAAAUACAUCCAAAUACAUCCAUUCAGCCCUCUUUGCAUUGGAGAACGCUCACUUUAGGGAAGAAGCGAGGCUGGAUUGUGCGGCUUUCCGUUUUACAGAAUACAAAUGGACAACAGAAUUCAAGGUGGUAAAGCAUACGGCAUCCUGAAGUCUCACCAAGAGGACAAACUGAACACAAUCAAUGAGGCUUUUUUGUCUGAUGACCAGUAUGCAGAAGUGGAAGACCUCGCCUUCAAGCUUGACACGUUUAAAAAGAAAUACAUGGAGUUUGAUCUGAAUGACAAAGGCGACAUAGACAUGAUGGGGUUAAAACGAAUGCUGGAGAAACUCGGGGUGGCCAAGACUCACUUGGAGCUGAAAAAGAUGAUGUCAGAAGUGGCGGGAGGACCAUCCAAAGAAACCAUCAGCUACAGCGAUUUCUUAACAAUGAUGCUGGGGCAAAGGAACGCUAUUCUAAAACUGAUCCUGAUGUUUGAAGGCAUGAGCAAGGAAGAGGAGAGAAGAGAUGUCGGACCACCUGCUCGGAAAACCUUCUCAGAACUACCCUGAAGACAUUCAGAGCAUAAAUAUCACUCUGUACAUGUUUUGUAGUGAUUGUAGUUUUCAAUUCUUCAUUAGUUCCUCAGUAACCACUCUAAAUGUAUGUGUCUUAGCCAUUAGUUCCUCUGUAACUACUCUAAAUAUAUGUGCUUUUGUCAUUUGUUCCUCAGUAACUACUCUCAAUUUAUGUGCCUUAGUCAUUAGUUCCUCAGUAACUACUCUAUUCAUUAGUUAUUCAGUAACUACUCAAAAUAUAUGUGCCUUCGUCAUUAGUUCCUCAGUAACUACUCUAAAUGUAUGUGCCUUAGCCAUUUGUUCCUUGGUAACUACUCUAAAUAUAUGUGCCUUUGUCAUUUGUUCCUCGGUAACUACUCUAAAUAUAUGUGCCUUUGUCAUUUGUUCCACAGUAACUACUCUCAAUUUAUGUGCCUUAGCCAUUAGUUCCUUGGUAACUACUCUAAAUAUAUGUGCCUUUGUCAUUUGUUCCUCUGUAACUACUUUAAAUAUAUGUGCCUUUGUCAUUUGUUCCACAGUAACUACUCUCAAUUUAUGUGCCUUAGCCAUUAGUUCCUUGGUAACUACUCUAAAUAUAUGUGCCUUUGUCAUUUGUUCCUCUGUAACUACUCUCAAUUGAGGCGCCUUUGUCAUUAGUUCCUCAGUAACUACUCUCAAUUUAUGCGCCUUUGUCAUUAGUUCCUCAGUAACUACUCUAUUCAUUAGUUAUUCAGUAACUACUCAAAAUAUAUGUGCCUUAGUCAUUUGUUCCUCAGUAACCACUCUAAAUGUAUGUUUCUUAGCCAUUAGUUCCUCGGUAACUACUCUAAAUGUAUGUGCCUUUGUCAUUUAAUCCUCGGUAACUACUCUCAAUUGAUGUGCCUUUGUUCCUCAGUAACUACUCUCAAUGUAUGUGCCUUAGUCAUUAGUUCCUCAGUAACUACUCCAAAUGUAUAUGCUUUAGUUCCUCUGUAGCUACUU